Molecule: messenger RNA, 1947 nt
Organism: Arabidopsis thaliana (thale cress)
Lineage: Eukaryota; Viridiplantae; Streptophyta; Magnoliopsida; Brassicales; Brassicaceae
Product: DHHC-type zinc finger family protein
Exons: 5
Coding region: 450-1682 (410 amino acids)
Cellular component (GO): plasma membrane
Molecular function (GO): protein-cysteine S-palmitoyltransferase activity; palmitoyltransferase activity
Source: RefSeq, marked reviewed
AAAAUGUUUAAAUUUCUUUUCCGUUAUCGAAUCUCUUUUAUGAAUAACAAGGUCGAGUACUCAAGGUAAGGAAACAGACCAUUAGAAAAGUGCCACGUCAGCUUAUUUCGUUCUUCACUUUUAGCUUCUGAAAAGUACUUUACCUGAACUAAAACGACGGUGACAGACUGACUCCAGUAGCUGCUAACAGUCGAUUUUUAAAAUAUUAUAUUUAUUUGCAGGAAAAAAAAAAAGUGAAGGAAGAAGAAGAAGUUGGAGAAGCCAAGAGCAAAUCUAAUUCUCUGACUACUCUCAUUUUCAUGUCGGAGACUUGCCGAAAUCUAAAGAAUUUCUUCAACGGAGACUGAAAAGCUUUCUCUUUUCUUCUUUCGUUAUCUUCGUUUUAGUGUUUUCCCCUUUGCUUACAUUUGAAGAAAUCGAGAGCAAGCGAUAGAAAGUGAGAGAGAGAGAUGUAUGUGGUGACGCCUCCUCAAAGAUCCGGUUUUGGAUCCGAUUGUGAUUUACGGGUUUACCAAACAUGGAAAGGAAGCAAUAUAUUUUGUCUUCAAGGAAGGUUUAUCUUCGGGCCGGAUGUAAGAUCACUUGGUCUGACCAUAAGUCUUAUUGUGGCACCUGUUACAAUUUUCUGCAUCUUCGUCGCUAGCAAACUAAUGGAUGACUUCUCUGAUAGUUGGGGAGUCUCAAUAAUCCUUGUUGCUGUUGUCUUCACCAUUUAUGAUUUGAUUUUGCUGAUGCUUACAUCCGGAAGAGAUCCAGGGAUUAUCCCAAGAAAUUCUCAUCCUCCAGAACCAGAAGUUGUUGAUGGCAACACGGGCUCGGGAACAAGCCAAACUCCAAGAUUGCCUCGUGUUAAAGAAGUGGAAGUUAAUGGAAAAGUAUUCAAGGUCAAGUACUGUGAUACUUGCAUGCUCUAUAGACCGCCUCGCUGCUCACAUUGUUCGAUUUGCAACAACUGUGUAGAAAGGUUUGACCAUCACUGUCCUUGGGUUGGUCAAUGUAUUGCUCAAAGAAACUAUCGAUUCUUCUUCAUGUUUGUCUUCUCCACGACUCUUCUCUGUGUAUAUGUGUUCGCCUUUUGUUGUGUCUACAUAAAGAAGAUCAAAGAGUCCGAAGAUAUAAGUAUCUUGAAAGCAAUGCUCAAAACUCCAGCUUCCAUUGCUCUGAUACUCUACACAUUCAUAUCUACAUUCUUCGUUGGAGGCUUAACAUGUUUCCAUCUCUAUCUCAUCAGCACAAAUCAGACUACAUAUGAGAAUUUCAGAUACAGUUAUGAUCGGCAUAGCAACCCACAUAACAAAGGAGUGGUUGAUAACUUCAAAGAAAUCUUUUUUUCUCCAAUACCUCCUUCAAAGAACAACUUCAGGGCUAUGGUACCAAGGGAAAAUCCAAUGCCGUCGAGAUCAGUUGUUGGCGGUUUUAUGAGUCCAAACAUGGGAAAGGCCAAUGAUGAUAUUGAAAUGGGGAGGAAGGGUGUUUGGGCAAUGGCUGAACAUGGUGAUGGCAAAGAUGGCAAUAACAAUGAACGGUUUCAUGUUAACGACAAUGAGUUAAACGAGUUAUCACCAGACAUGGGGAACAUAGUGAAUGGUGAUGAGCAAAUCAAUAGGCCAAACAAUCACCCGAGGAACGCAAACUGGGAAAUGUCACCAGAAGUUAUGGCCUUAUCAGCAAGAAGAGCUUAGAAGCAGGUUAAGAGAAAAUUGAAAGGUGUUUUAAAUGUUUGAUGUAUUGAUGUGUUGUGUGUUUACACGGGAAUCAAUUGUGAAUUGGUGUGAUAUUUUCAGAUGUUAUGAGUAUUUUUAGUUGUUCUUCAGACAUUUAAAUCGUAAAUCAUUGUGUGUUAGUGUAAUCUAUGACUUAUCUUUCACAGAAUGAGAAAACAAAAUGAAUACCGACGAUUUUCAUACUGUACUUUGCAUAUGAUAAAAAUUGCAGAAACUGAAUUUU